CCCACCCCAGAGGGUGCCGCCGUCCUGCCGGCCAAGUGGGCAGGACCGAGGGAAUGGCGUGCCCCGCGCGCGGCCUUUGCGUCGGUCAAAAACGGAGGCCUCGCGAAGCGGUCGCUCAGGCCGGCCCAACCUUCUCCGCGAGUUCCAGCGAUUCCCCGCAAGGAGUAUGGCAGAUUCCUCGCCUGUCGUCGGCGAUCGCAGCGGGAAGGACGCGCGCCGGAGCGAAGCCUCGGCCGCGCCGCAACAGCCACGAGGAGGUACCCCCCUCGCCGCCGUCCCGCUGAGGCCCCCGGAGGCCUCCCUGGCCCCGGCCGAGCGGCUGUGGAGCGCCGACGGGGAGGGGGCGGUGCGCCUGAGGAUGGAGGAGUCGGGCCCGGCCGCCGACGCGCCUCGAACGGUGCACCAAAUGUUCCUGGAGACGGUGGAGGCCUUCGGGGAGCGCCCGGCCGUGGCGAGCAAGGAGGACGGCCGGUGGCGGACGCUGACGUGGGCGCAGUACUACCGGGAGUGCCGGACGGCCGCCAAGAGCUUCAUCAAGCUCGGUCUGGAGCGCUACCACGGGGUGGGCAUCCUGGGCUUCAAUGCCCCCGAGUGGUUCAUCGCCAACGUGGGCUGCAUCCUCGCCGGCGGCCUGGCGACGGGCAUCUACACCAACAACUUACCCAUGGCCUGUUGGGAAGUGGCCAGCAGCGCGCGGGCCAACGUCAUCGUGGUGGAGGACCAGCAGCAGAUGGACAAAAUCCUGCAGGUGAAAGACGAUCUGCAGCAUCUGAAAGCCAUCGUCCAGUACAAAGGAGAACUCAAGCAGAGGCUGCCCUCCCUUUACACGUGGUCGGAAUUCAUGAGGCUGGGCGAGGAUGUGCCUGAACAAGAGCUGAACCGGUCCAUCGCCCGCCUCCGCGCCAACCAGUGCUGCAGCCUCAUCUUCACGUCGGGAGCCACCGGAACCCCCAAAGCCGUCAUGCUGAGCCACGACAACGUGACCUGGACGGCGCAGAGAGCCGGAGACGCGGUGGACCUGCGCUACGGCGAGGAGUCGGUGGUCAGCUACUUGCCGCUCAGCCACGUGGCGGCUCAGCUCAACGACUUGUACAUCACCAUGAGGUUCGCGGCCACCACCUACUUUGCCCAACCCGACGCCCUCAAGGGGUCCUUGGUCGCCACGUUGAAGGAGGUGAGGCCCACCUCCUUCCUGGGCGUCCCUCGCGUUUGGGAGAAGAUGCAGGAGAAAAUGCAAGCGGCGGGAGCCAAGGCGAGCCCCUUCAAGAAGAGUGUGGCUGACUGGUCAAAGGCCAUCGGGCUCAUGUACAACUACAGCGCCAUGCACAAGGAGAAGCGCGUGCCGUGGGGCUUCACGCUGGCCAACCAGCUGGUGUUCAAGAAGGUGCGAGCGGCGCUGGGCCUGGACCGCUGCCGCAUCUUGUUCACGGGCUCGGCGCCCAUCUCCAAGGAGACCCUGGAGUACUUCAUGAGCCUCAACAUGCCCCUCAUGGAGCUUUACGGCAUGAGCGAAAGCUCCGGCCCGCACACCGUCUCCACGAACGAUGACUUCCACAUCAGCAGCUGCGGGAAGGUGAUGGCAGGCUGCAAGGUGAAGCUGGACAAACAGGACGAGAAGGGCAACGGGGAGAUCUGCUUCUGGGGCCGCAACGUCUUCAUGGGCUACCUCAACAUGGAAGACAAGACCAAAGAGGCCUUGGACCAGGAUGGCUGGCUCCACUCAGGAGACGUCGGCAGGUUCCAGGGAAACUUCCUCUUCAUCACCGGAAGGAUUAAAGAGCUCCUUAUUACCGCCGGCGGCGAGAACGUGGCCCCGGUGCCCAUCGAGGACGCGGUGAAGGCGGAGGUGCCCAUCCUCAGCAACGCCAUGCUGAUCGGAGACCGCAAGAAGUUCCUCUCCAUGCUGGUCACGCUCAAAUGCGUCGCAGACCAAGACGGCGGACCCACGGACCGGCUGAGCCCCGACGUCGUCGGCUUCUGCCGGGACCGCGGCCUGCGCGCCGCCACCGUGUCGGAGGUCGUCGCCGGCGAGGAGCCCGCCGUGUAUGAGGCCAUCCGGGAGGGCGUCCAGCGGUACAACGCCAAGGCCGUCUCCAACGCGCAGAAGGUGCAGAAGUUCGUCGUCUUGCCGAGAGACUUCUCCGUCGCCGGAGGCGAGCUCGGACCCACCAUGAAACUGCGGAGGCCGAUUGUCGUCCAAAUGUACCAGGAGAAAAUCGACGAGCUGUACGCCGAGCAGACGCAACCGAAAUAAGCCACGGAGAUCCAUUCGACGUACGGUAUCUGCUUUGAACGCGGUUUUACUUUGACGGGAAAGACUCCCGAUCGUGGCCAAAGCUUGCCAUCAUACUGCAGGUCAGUUACGUGAGUCACUGACCGACACUCUGGGGGGGCGGGGGGGCUCUUUCAUUUGGUAUUGCAAUGAACAGAAGCACAUUUACGAGUGUCAUAACAGAACCUCGGCUCAUAAAGGGAGACAAUAUUUUUUACUGCAAGAAUAAAAUUGAAACGGUUGAAUGGAUUUCUGUUGAGGGGGAAUCAAAAUUCCACAGGACCAAAGAUGAAAUCUUGUUAAGAUAUAGUCGCAAUAUUCCAAAAAUCAAUGUGAUGACGUCGAUAUAAGAGCAGAGUGUCUUUUUUUUUGGGGGGGUGUCAAUGUUGUCCCAUGAAAAGAUAGAAUCAAAUAUUUACACAAAUGUACUGACGUUUUCUGAGAUGUACUGUAUGUAUUCGGCGUGCGGUAUUGAAAAACAAAAGAUGCCAUGUGCGAUGUAGAUGUUGAAUAUAGCCAUAGUUGACAUGUACCUGAAGGAAAAAUGACAUUUUUAUCAUCUAAUGAUUUUAUGAUUUGAAUUUUUUUCUCAAUCCACUCAAAUAAUCAAGCUCAGUGUAUCAUGAAUUGUAAUGCCCCCGAGAGCUACGGUUCAACUAUUGGAUUUGGGGUUGGAUCUGAAAGGUCAAAGUCCGCUUUCAGAAGAAAAUGAUGGCACAUCUUUGCCAUAUGCGCUUUGCAUGGGCCCACGCGGCCAUCGUGAUUUUUUUCUCUUGGCUACAUUGUGCAUCCCUUUCCUGUAACGUUUGAAUGCCUUGCCGGUUUCAUCUUCCUUGUGAAGAAUUGACAAUGUCAUUGUCCCUUAACACGCCCCGAAGCGAGGAAGCCUCUCGCGGUGGGGUGGGGUGGGGCGAUUAUUUGCAAACGAGGUCCGAGGUCAUUGAGGCGCCGCGUCUCGGGUUGCGGGCGCGGCGUUCUUCUCCGUUGCUCCGGACUUUUAACAGAUCAGAUUGCAUCGCCGGGCGCGUUGCCGUCUUUCAGGUUUUCUUCAGAUUGCGGACUGGCGCCGUCGCGGCAUCUUGCCCGCUCGACUGUUUUAACAGCGCGCACCAUCAAUGACCCCUCCAUCGGGACGGCACGCCGUCACGCUCAACGGAUGCGCAGAUAUGCGCGUGCUAGAAUCGAAGCGUGUUGGCAGACCUCCGUCCUCACGAGAGGCUUGGAGUAACUCCGGGCGAGAAAAGAGCUUUAGAAAUGGGAGCCCCUUUGCAAAAAUAUCAACCUGUGUACGUACGCUCGAUAUUUACCAUCACGAUAACAAUUAAAAGAUCAAAUGCUGACUGAGUGCAAA
Molecule: messenger RNA, 3623 nt
Organism: Hippocampus comes (tiger tail seahorse)
Lineage: Eukaryota; Metazoa; Chordata; Actinopteri; Syngnathiformes; Syngnathidae
Product: long-chain-fatty-acid--CoA ligase ACSBG2-like
Exons: 14
Coding region: 167-2254 (695 amino acids)
Cellular component (GO): endoplasmic reticulum; membrane
Molecular function (GO): long-chain fatty acid-CoA ligase activity
Source: RefSeq, a predicted model, not a curated record